UCGAAAACUGACUGGAACUUGGCACACAACGCAGUGCGCACCUCCCUUCGCCCUAUCAGAUGUCUUCAACCUUACACGUAGUAUCAGGAUGCAAGCUAUUCAUCUGGUAAGAGUCUCAUUCAUUGGAGCGAUAGAACUGAACGACAGUGGUGUCAAGGGUCCUCGUCAGUUGCUAAAUAGAGCUAUGAUCGGUGACGGCAGUAGAGUCCAGUAGAGUCCAUAUGUUGCUGUUCAACUGUUCUCACCUCUACACGUUGAGUUUUUGUUACGACUUCAGGCCUAUAUGUGACAAUCUCUGUCGACAUACUCCUUCAAACUAAUGCAAUAGACGUCUUAUAUGGAUGACCUGUAUAACAAUGCUUGGGGAGACCCUGACAAACCUUCGGAGGAUACCUCCGUUGUCGGAACACACGCUACAUGGACUUCUCCUAAACCUUCGCUUCCCGUGCAUGAUGAAGAAGCUGACUUAGCUGCACCAUCGUGGUCCACCGGAGCUGAAAUACGAUGGAACGAGCCUUCAGGCGAUUCACAUGGAUUUGCGUGGUCUCACGCUGAACCUGACCUUGCUUGGAGCUCCAGCACUUAUGAAGCCAUUCAGAUCGUCAAACCUCCACAGACCAUAGUAGAAGAGGAUGUUGGUCCAUCUUCGCCGGAAUCAGUGACUGAUGUUCAAAGCACUUCGCCUACAGUGCAUGUCGCUGAAGAGCCGAUAUACGAAUCCUUGAACAGUUCGCCAGGGUUCAAUCCAUUAGCAUUAGGUCCCGGAUCACCAUCAUCUUUGUCUGACACCCCACAUAAUAGCCCACCACAGAGUCCUGAUGGGUUCGGCAGUUUCACUUCUGCAGUUGAGGCUGAAAGUAUCCCACACCUUGACGUUCUUCCUGAAUUAGAGGCAGACGCGUGGGGAACUGCCUGGGCAAGUGACAAAGAUAACGAAGUCGAGACGGAGGAGUCGGUCGAUGAAUGGGAGGCUGCGAGAAGACAGAAAGAAGCGCAGGACCGUAAAGUGCCUCCCGAAGUCGCCGCAGACAUACUAAGCAAAUGCGAGGAGUUCUGUAAACAGUUCCCAUCCGAACCUAACAAGGACGCACUGGACACGGACCCCGACUCAUGGCGGAAUAACUUGCGAAGUGGUUUGGAGGGCAUCGACGGACUUGAUGCAAAGAUGAAGCUGUAUGCUCCAGAACUGACUUUGGAACCACCAUUGCGCUUUGAGAAGACUGUUGCUGCUAAGAAGAUGACCAACAGCCUCCGUCUGACCCGAAACUUGCCGAUGGUCAAGCAAAGUCCAAUGUCCAUUUACAUGGCCAUGAAGGGUAACACAGCUUGGGAGACAGCUGUCAAAGACUGGAAGGGUACUGCCGAAGAUGACGUCGUGCCUGUAGGUUGGCGAAUCCUGGAAAAGGAAUCGACUACCGAAACACCGGCUGCUGCACCUCAGAAACCGACAGGACGUCUGUUUUCAUUCUGGGGUCGCAAGCAGACCUCGUCUCCGGGCACAUUGAUAUCCUCGAGUACUGCGGCGUCAUCGUCAAGUGUCGCGGUAAAUGCAACCGCAACCACUUCAUCGUCAUCUUCGCCGCGCCCGAGUGUCGACAGUACAAGGUCGUCAAAUAAGGCCAAGAAAACAGCGAGUAGCACCGUUUCGUCACCAAUUGCAGAAGCCGGUCCUUCCUUUAAUCGUGCAUCUCUACCGCCGGAGCGAUCCAUUUCGCCACCUGCAGCGAGAUCGCAGUCGCCGACUUUCACUGGUAGUUUGACAAGUUCCUACGCUGACGCACCACUUCCGGAAGUUGAAAGGUCUCAGACUGCUCCUGGAGCAGCGCCCUCUGCUGUCUCACGUUUCCUCAAUCGCUUUUCACGACGUAGAAGUACAAUACCAACAAACCCUAACAGCUCCAUUGCCCUCUCGUCUGAUGAUCUGACAUUCCUCUCAGACAUUGUGCCAAGCGCCAGUGAGGACCACAAUGAAGAUCACAGUGAGGAUGCUCUUAUUGCGCUGUCAAAGUCGAUCAAGCCAGAGCCCCUUCCACCUGUGCUCCCACCGCCACCCAGCAUACUCUCAUCUUCUGGCGCUAGCGCUCAAGCACAUGCGGUUUCACCUCCAGGUGUUGUUUCGAGUAAAGGUCUUCCGCCAAACCCACGCCUGAAUUCACUAGAUUCUUUCUUUGAUUCGUUGCAAGGACCUGUGGCUGCCAGACAGAACGAGGCAAAAGGAAAUCAAAGCGCUGAUCUUGCGCUUCUGUCUCCGCCCCCAUCCUCUAUUCUCUCUCCGACUCCAGCACCUUCUUCUCGUCCCCAGUCUCCCAGCGGACCAGUUCUCCAAUCUCGAGGCACCAGGCCUUCAAGCCCAUCGCCACUAUCAUCCGGCUUCACAGAUAGUCAACUGUUGUCGCAGCCGUUUGCCAUCCCUCCCCCACCGCACUCUCGUUCAGAGACACCUAUGCCUCUGAGGGACCAUAAUCUGCCAACCUUGGACCUUUCGGGGGUCCCCAGGCCGUCGACAUUGCCUCAGCGUCCAAGCAUACCAUCAUCAUUCAAGGAUCAGCAUUCGUCAGUUUCUCAGACGGGCUCUGUAUCACCGCUUGCCUCACCAACGUCAGGUGUACCAUUGGCUCAGCUGUACCGAAACGUCUUGCCUACGCCUGCAACGUCGAGUAGUAGCCGUCCACCUACUCCGAUGUCGGCGAAACCGCUAGCCCAGUUGUACCCUGGCGCGGCAGCGAGAUCGAAUUCGCCUGCCUCAUCGAAUCCUAGUCCUCGUAGCGUUGCGCAGGCGAGUUCUAAGCCUUUAUCGGCGUUUACAAUUCCUCCUCCACCGUCCUCGCGCCCACACACACCUGCCGCGCCAGCCGUUCCAAGAACACAAAAAGCUGGUAUCACGCCUUUACUCCCUCCGCCUGGUCCUCCGCCAUCACAGCCAACGCGUGCAUCACACAUGCCGACCAUCUCAUUAACAUCGUUUGAUGACGACGAUUUCGAUGAUUUCCAAACCUCUUUGAUUCCUUCGAAGGCGAAUCCUCCGACGUCAAAUCACAGUAUACCACCUCUUCAACCACCGAUAUCCUUGCCACAAUCUCGACCCAAACUCAACUUGGCUCCCGUACUAUCCCCUUUAUCACCGCCUCCAUCGACUCCUAAUUCAUUACUCACGCAUCCUCAAGCUAUCAAGCCACCUAUCUCCGAUCCUUUUGACGAUGACUUUUCGGAGUUUCACUCGCCUUCUCCAUCCACUCUGCAGCAUCCAAGCUCUUUCAGCUUAGGUGCCAGCUCGUCCUCAAAGCAAGGACUACUCCCUGCUCAAGGCUCAAAUUCUUCUGGAUUUGAUAACUUCGAUUCCUUCUCACCUACAUUGAGGACGCCAUCACCACCACGUCCUCCUGAGAAGUUGCCGAUCCCUGCACUAUCUGCUCCGAAGGAUGACGUUCCAGUCGGUUCGUUACCUGCCAAAGGGCAGUCGCGAGCUGCGCGCCAUCAGCAUACGCUGAGUCUGGUUGCGCUGGCGGCGUCGAGAAAGGGGCAGUGGCCUGCACCUCCGUCGCCUCUACCUCAGCCGUUAUCAUUCCUUCCCCCUUCUUUCGCGUCAAACUCAAAGGCGGGUGGAUUGGUGGACUUGAUGGGCGAGGACGAACCUUUGGGAACCUUCAAUUCAGGGUCGAUAGGCACUUCGGCAUCAUCACCUGCGAUGUUCAACUCAAGCAGUUCCAAUCCCCCGAACGGGCUGGGGUCUUUGCUGUCGCCUACGUCUCAGUCGACGCAGACAAUGUCUUCGAGUAAUUCAGGGCAGUGGUUGGUUGAUUCUGGGAAGAGCCCCAUGAGUGCUGGGAGUGUGUCAUCGAAUGGGACGAGUACGAGUAAGGGCACCGGGAAACUUUCUGCUCAGGAUCUUUCUUUCUUCGAAGGGUUAUGAUUGGCUAGGGUUGAUUGAACUUUGCACACUAGGAUGACUCACAUUAUUUGUCUUCUUUAUCACUACACAUUUCGCUGUUGUCCAUGUUCCUCGCGUAUUGCAUACUUAUUAGUCUGUUCAUGCUAAUCUUAUUGACCUUCAUGCCAACUUCCUGCACUC
Somion occarium is the source of this 4069-nucleotide messenger RNA. NCBI's taxonomy places the organism in Eukaryota, Fungi, Basidiomycota, Agaricomycetes, Polyporales, Cerrenaceae. The record is from the annotation of a GenBank genome assembly.